Vitrella brassicaformis is the source of this 1183-nucleotide messenger RNA. Lineage: Eukaryota; Vitrellaceae. The record is from the annotation of a GenBank genome assembly.
UGACCAUGACGGGCCACCAGAUCCAUCCAGGAUGGCUGUUCACAUCGCCUUCAACACGAAAACAGUCAAGAUCCUGGAUGCUCAUCUGUCUGUCUUAUCUGCUGUUGUGUGUGGCUGCUGUCGGUGCGCACCUCCGGCAGGCGGGCCAGACGGUGGUGGAUCUGAGCGUGGCUGAGCUGCGGCACCACAUGGAGGUGUGGUCAGAAGACCUGGUGGUCUUCUUCUAUGCACCCUGGAGCAGCGAUUGCAAGUGAGCACUCAUCGCCUGCAGGGCAGACACACACACAAGUGACUCACAGAUAGAAAGACAACCAGACAUUCAGUCAGGUUCCAUAACUUACUGAAUGGCCUGUUUGUCGGGGUGUGGUGUGCGUGUUGUCUGUCUGUGUGCGGUGCAAGCAGGCGUCUUGCCCCCCUGACCGAGAGUCUGGGUCGUUUCUACGUGGAGCGAAGGGUCAAGGACAUCCGUGUGGCCAAGUUCAACUGCGUGGCGUCCAAGACCCACCGGGAGCUGUGUGACGGGCUGGGCAUCCAGUCGCUCCCCACCUUCCUCUUCUUCGCCAGCGGCAAGAUGCGCAGCUUCAACCGCACCAGCACCCUCCUCGCCGAGCGGGACGUCAAGCACCAUCGGGCGUCCAAGUGAGCGCCUCUCUCUCUGAGCGGCGGGGUCUCGCGCUGUGGACACACUCUCCCAACCUGCGCUGUGUGUGUGUGUGCGUGUGUCAGAUUUCGCGGCGAUCCGUACAUCUAUGAGAGUUUGCGUGACUGGACGCGCAUCAUGAGGUGGCUGUCCUUGGGGCAGCGGUGGGCGAGGUACGUCAAGCAGACCACGUCGGAUGUGCUGGGCGGGCGGACACUGAUAGCCGAGAACGCCAGGCUGCGGGCGGAGAAGAAGAGGCUGCUCAAGAGGCUGGAGGCCUGGGGGGACACUGAACCAUCUUCUGCAUGACCAGCCGGGAUGACUGACGAAGGACGGACGGACGGGCGGACGGGUCGUCGAGCAUGGAUGGAUGAACGGAUGGAUGGAUGGAUGAGUAGAUGAGCAUGUGGUCGGCGUGGGAUCUGGUGGGGGAUGAAAUGUCAUGGCUGGCCAGCCACUGUAGGCCACUGUGUUAGUGGAAAGACGAUGUGACUGCCUGGCUGGCUAGCCACUGCCAUUGUGUCGGUGAAAGACGAUGUGAAC